Neopsephotus bourkii (Bourke's parrot) is the source of this 2859-nucleotide messenger RNA. It is a transcript of the gene TACC3, whose product is annotated as transforming acidic coiled-coil containing protein 3. Lineage: Eukaryota; Metazoa; Chordata; Aves; Psittaciformes; Psittacidae. The record is from RefSeq and is a predicted model, not a curated record. Bases 18 to 2753 code for a protein of 911 amino acids. The transcript is spliced from 16 exons. Gene Ontology annotation, cellular component: cytoplasm. Gene Ontology annotation, biological process: cerebral cortex development; cell population proliferation; mitotic spindle organization.
UGUGUUGAUAUUCUAGAAUGAGUCUGCAGAUUUUAAAUGCAGAAAAUGCAGAAAACGGGGAAAACGGAGGGAACGUCAAGGAUGACCUAGCAGCGGAAGACUGUGGCUUUUUCUUCGUACCACCGGAACCUACAGGGAGACCUUCCAUUCUACGCCUGUCCCAGAAAGAGAACUUGCCACCAAAAAGUGUGGCAAAAGCUAUGAAGGUAACCUUUCAAACUCCUCUACGAGAUCCUCAGACUCGAAAAAUCUUAAGCCCUACUAUGACGGACAAACUUGACACUACUUUUACACUUGAUGAUUGCAGUGAAGACUUGGUGGAUGAUGUUUUAUCUACAUCCGUCAAUGCUGACACAUGUCAACAAAAGACUGAAGCUGAAGCAAACAGUGCAGUGAUAAACAAACAAAUGCCAGAGAAGGUCAGUGCAGCUCCUUACCCAGAUGAUGAGAUGCCAGUGAAGAGUCGAGGUUCCUACAAUCUUGAUUUUGAUAACUUAAAUGACAUUAAUCCUUUUCAAAGUUCAGCACAGUUGCAGCAUUCUCCUGGAAAGCUGCAGAAGUCUCCUCCUGUGAAAUUAUCUAGCAGCCCUGAGAUAACUCCUGAAAGAAGUAGUGGUUCUCCUAUGCUGGAUGAUACAGCUCCUUUGGAUUCAAUCACAGCAAGUACAGAGCGCUCAAGUGAAGAAGAGAAGACACUUGUAUCUGGAAAAGAAUCUCCCCUGGGAGAGCUGGAGUCUGACAAACCCGUACUGUUGCCUAAGCAAGCAGUCAGUGAAGCUGUGCAGGAUGUGAAGUCUGCUUCCACAGAUGUGAGCCAAACUGGUAAAUCAGUGGAAUUAGCAGAAGCACCUACACCUGCACCAUUAUCUGACAGCUUAGGUCCCAGUAGUUCAGGUUUUACAAAUUCUUCCAAAACUGGGGAAUCAAAACUCCAGAAUGUUUCAGUAGCAGAAAAAGCCUCUGCAGAAGAGCUGGCUAUCUCCAAAGAGGAACCUGCAGAAAAGCCUGAUGUCAUCAAGGCUGGACCAGUAAAACUGGAAUUUGACUUUGACAAUACCACUGCUAGAAAGCCACCUCCUAAGAAGCUAGGUAAAAGACCUGGAAUUAAGCCACCUUCCAGAAAAAGUCCUGUUACCAAACCAAAAACUGAGAAUACUGAAGUACAAAAUAAAAGUAAUGUGGAAGAUGAAAUCCCUGUUCCUAAAGCAUCUUACAAGGUUGACUGGGACAAACUUGAUGAUCCAAACUUUAAUCCAUUUGGAGGGGGUGCUAAAAUUUCCACCUCACCUGAGUGUUCUGAACCUAGCUCUCAGGAAGCUCACUUGCAAGAGGAGCAGGAUAGUACCUUUGCAGAAAGGGAGCCUCUUCCAGUGGAGCAGGAUAACAGACUGAGUACCAGUGAAGCUCUUGAGAAAAGAAAACCCCAGAACCUGGAAAUCAGCAAACAGAGUGUGGUAAAAGACAAACCAAGAACUCAAGAGGACAAGCCAGGAGUUCAAGCAGAAUCUGAACUUCCAAGAUAUAGCACAUUGGAAAAGCAAAUAAGCCCAUCUAAAAUGUCUUCAGCUAAUGUCCCCUCUCAAGACAAUUCGAUUUCUGCUGACAGUGGAAAAAAGUCAGUGUCUGCAGAAGAAAUUAAGCCUAGUUCCCAAAGCACUGAAAUAACAGCAGAUGGGCAGACAGCUAAUGCUGAACCUGAAGAAAUCUUCAGACCGUCAUCAGAAGUUCUAGGUAUGGACAUUGAAAUAGACUAUCUGGAACAGUUUGGGACUUCAUCAUUCAAAGAGUCUGCCUUAAGGAAACAAUCGCUUUAUCUGAAGUUUGACCCUCUAUUGAGAGACAGUCCGAGAAAACAAAUUUCUACUACUCUUGGGAAAAACAUGAAUAUCAGAACGGAUCCUCUUCAGCAUGGUCCUGUUGCUGAUUCAAGUAAAUUGCUUGAGAAAGCUGAAAAGCCUGCAGUCAGUCUUCAAAAUGAAGAAAAAACAAAAGGAAUAGAUCUUCUGGGGACAUUUACAACUUCUGACACAGGUCCCUUAAUACCAGGUGCCCUGAUUAGUGAUGAUCCUUCACUCCCUUUUGUUGCUUCUGCAAACACUGCAGUGGAUGCUAUUAUAGAUGUGCUAAAAUACAGCCAAAAAGACAUGGAUGCAGCUGUUGAACUGGUUAAGAGAGAGGUUCAAGAGAAACAGUUGGAGGCUCAGGAAUGGAAAAAGAAGUAUGACAAGCUUCAUAUGGAAUACAAGGAAAUGGGAAGAAUAGUUGCUGAGUUUGAAAAUACCAUAACACAAAUCAUGGAGGAUGCUCAGAAGCAGAAGGAAACCUCAAGUAAAGAAAUUCAGAGGCUAGUGGAAGAGAAGCAACAAGCUAUUUCGGAUCUUAACUCCAUGGAGAAAUCUUUCUCUGAACUCUUCAAACGAUUUGAAAAACAGAAAGAAGUACUAGAGGGUUACCGCAAAAAUGAAGAAGCUCUGAAAAAAUGUGCCGAAGACUAUCUGGCUAGAAUUAAAAAAGAAGAGCAGAGGUAUCAGGCACUAAAGGCACAUGCAGAAGAAAAGCUGCUUCGAGCAAAUGAGGAAAUUGCCCAGGUAAGAAACAAAGCUAAAUUAGAGACUACAGCGCUACAAGCCAGUCUCCGCAAAGAACAAACGAAGAACCAGACUUUAGAGGGGAACCUUGAACAAAAGAUUAAAGAAAAUGAUGAACUACUGAAACUCUGUGAUGACUUGAUCUUGAAGAUGAAAAAAGAUUGAUAGCUUAACUGUCACAUAUGUAUGUGUAGUAUCUCAGCUUCCUGUCUUGUGUGUUCACUCACUUUUAAUUAUGUAUGUGGGGAGAAAAUAAAAGUCUUGAUUUGCA